This is a messenger RNA of Closterium sp. Naga37s-1, 7032 nucleotides long. NCBI's taxonomy places the organism in Eukaryota, Viridiplantae, Streptophyta, Zygnematophyceae, Desmidiales, Closteriaceae. The record is from the annotation of a GenBank genome assembly.
AUGGAGCCAUCGGAUAGGCUAGCCUCGGACCAGAAUGUAACGCAGUUCGUUCAGUCGUUCAUAACGAAGGUAGUGCAGGAUAUCGAGGUAGCUUUUAACCCGGCGCAUACUCAAUCUCUCGACGAUGGCGCGUUUGACCUGGCAGUAGCACCCAUAAACUCGGCAGCCACCGACGGAAGCCUAGUCGAGGAUAAGGACAUGCUAGACGUUAAGUACUGGGACGUAAACAUGCUUGCAGGCUCAGUCGCCGACCCAGCCAAGACCUUAGGCGGAGACGGAAAAGUAGUAACCGUGAAAGCCGGCGCGACUGCCGCUGUAGGGCUUCCUUCAGCCGCCGUAGCCACUGUUCCCGCGGGUUCUAGCGCAAAUGGCGGCGGAAAUCCCGCGGGAGCCAUGGCGGGAGGCGGAGUGAUCAUUCCUGACGUGGAUCCGGAAAAGGAAGGGGAAUCGGAGGUGAAGAUAACGAACAAGCUGCGGCGCGAUGCGUUCCUGGUGUUCCGCGCGCUGUGCAAGCUGUCCAUGAAGGCUCCCCCUGCGGAGGGGGUGGUGGAUCCGUUCGCCGUGCGCGGCAAGGUGGUCUCGCUGGAGCUGCUGAAAAUCUGUCUCGAAAACUCCGGCGCUGUCUUUCGCACCAAUGAGAGGUUCGUGGGCGCAGUGAAGCAGUACCUGUGCCUGUCGCUGCUCAAGAACUGCACCUCCUCCCUCAUGUCCGUCUUCCAGCUCUCCUGCUCCAUCUUCUUCUCCCUCCUCACGCGCUUCCGCUCCGUCCUCAAGGCUGAAAUCGGCGUCUUCUUCCCCAUGAUCGUGCUGCGCGUGCUGGAAAACGUGGCGCAUGCCAACUUCCAGCAGAAAAUGAUCGUGCUGAGGUUCCUGGAGAGGCUCUGCGUGGACCCGCAGAUUCUGGUGGAUAUCUUUGCCAACUACGACUGCGACGUGGAGUCGACUGUCAGCAUCUUCGAACGGAUGGUGAGCGGGCUGCUCAAGACAGCGCAGGGAGUGCCGCCCGGGGCGGACUCAACACUAAACGCAGCCCAGGACCAGCAGCUGCGCCUGGCCGCCAUCAAGUGCAUGGUGGGGGUCCUGCGCUCCAUGGGCUCCUGGACCAACCGCCAGCUCUGCGUCACCGCAGGCCCCAAAAUCGCCGCGGAAAUCGGUGCGGCUGCUGCAGCUGCAGCUGCGUCGGCGGCAGCAACAGCAGCGGCGGCUGCGGCGGCAGGGGAAGGGCCGGCUCCUGUGGCUGUUCCGGAUCUUCUGUCUGGGGAUUUGCUUCCGGAUUUUGUGAAUCCCAGGACGGGGGUCUUGCCUGUUGCGAAAUCAGAGGAGGCUUUGGAGGAGGAGGCGCUUGGGGGGAUGCCUGCGGCUGGGGCGAGCAGUGGAAAUGAGAUUUCGGAAGCCUCGAUCCUGGAGCAGAGGCGGGCGUAUAAGCUGGAGCUGCAGGAGGGGAUAAACCUGUUCAACAAGAAGCCGAAAAAGGGGAUAGAUUUUCUGAUCAAGGCGAAGAAACUGGGGGACGGUGCGGAGGAGAUUGUUGCGUUUCUGCGCAAAACAGAGGGGCUGGAUAAGACGAUGAUUGGAGAUUUCUUAGGGGACAGGGACGACAUGAGCAUCAAGAUCAUGCAUGCUUACAUGGACUCGUACAACCUCUCUGGAAUGGACUUUGAUGAGGCUAUUCGAUCGGUGCUGCUGGGGUUCAGGCUGCCAGGCGAGGCACAGAAGAUCGAUCGCAUCAUGGAGAAGUUUGCUGAGCGCUACUGCCGCUGCAACCCCAAGGCGUUCACCAGCGCCGAUACUGCCUACGUGCUCGCUUACUCUGUCAUUAUGCUCAACACCGAUGCGCAUAACCCAGGCGUCAAGACAAAGAUGAGCAAAGCAGACUUUCUGAAGAACAAUCGCGGAAUCGAUGACGGGAAGGACAUACCAGAGGAGUUUCUGGGCGGGCUGUACGACCGCAUCACACGGAACGAGAUCAAGAUGAAGCCGGAGAUCCUGGGGCCGGGCGGAGUGGCGUCCAAGGCUGCAGUGAACAGUGCGGCGGGCAACGCGCUGCUGGGGCUGGAAAGCAUUCUGAACCUCAUGUCGGGGCGCACACGGGCCACCACGGAGCUGGAGACGAGCGAUGAGGUGGUGAAGCACAUGCAGGAGCAGUUCCGUGCCAAGGCGGGCAAGUCAGGAUCCGUGUUCUAUGCAGCGUCAGACGUGCAGAUCAUCCGCCCCAUGGUGGACGUGGUGUGGGCGCCCAUGCUAGCCGCGUUCUCUGUGCCCCUGGAGACCACAGAGGAGGAUGCUGUCACGGAGCAGUGCCUGGAGGGGUUCCGCUACGCCGUGCACGUGACGGCUGUUAUCGGCAUGCAGAUGCAACGCGAUGCGUUUGUGACGUCUCUGGCCAAGUUCACGUCGCUGCACUCCGCGGCAGACAUCAAGCAGAAGAACGUGGACGCCAUCAAGUUCACGUCGCUGCACUCCGCGGCAGACAUCAAGCAGAAGAACGUGGACGCCAUCAAGUUCACGUCGCUGCACUCCGCGGCAGACAUCAAGCAGAAGAACGUGGACGCCAUCAAGGUGCGUGGUGGCUCGUCCAGCAGACCUCAAGCUGAAGAAUUUGGACGCCAUCAAGGUGGGGGUGGAUGGGUGGAUGUGUCACCUCCAACCACCCCAUUCACCUCCCGCUUUCCGCCGCAUCUUUUCCCCCUCGCCCUUCCCCCUUUGCACUCCUCCCUCGACCCAUUCCCCUACAUCCAGUUUCUCCUGCUAAUAGCAGAGGACGAUGGCAACUACCUGCAGGACGCGUGGGAGCACGUGCUCACGCGCUACUUUGUCCCCCUUCCCUUUUCUGUGUCCGUCCCCCAACCCCCAUUUCCCUUCUUCCAGUCCCUCCUGUUGGUGGCGGAGGACGACGGCAACUACCUGCAGGACGCGUGGGAGCACGUGCUCACGUGUGUGUCGCGCUACGAGCACCUCCACCGCAUCGGCGAGGGCGCCCCCACCGACUCCCACUUCUUCUCCACCCCGCCCCUUUCCCUUCCAUCCCUCCUGCUGGUAGCAGAGGACGAUGGGAACUACCUGCAGGACGCAUGGGAGCACGUGCUCACAUGCGUGUCACGCUACGAGCACCUCCACCUCAUCGGCGAGGGCGCCCCCACCGACUCCCACUUCUUCUCAGCCGCCCCCCUUUCCUGCCAGUCACCCUCCCUCAAACACAACCAACCCAUUCACCUCCUGCUCCCCUCCCCCCAUCUUUCCCCCUCGCCCUUCCCCUUUUUUUGCUCCUCCCCUCACCCAUUCCCCCCCAUCCAGAGCCUCUUACUAGUGGCAGAGGACGAUGGCAACUACCUACAGGACGCAUGGGAGCAUGUGCUCACCCUCCUGAUGGUGGCGGAGGAUGACGGCAACUACCUGCAGGACGCGUGGGAGCAUGUGCUCACAUGCGUGUCACGCUACGAGCACCUCCACCUCAUUGGCGAGGGCGCCCCCACCGACAGCCACUUCUUCUCUGCCGCGCCGCAGCUCCCCCCCCUCACCCAGCAGCAGCGCCCGCAGCCGUUGGACCCCCAGGGGAAGAGGGGCGGGGGGAGGGGGGUGGCGGCGGCAGCGUAUGGGGGCGGGGGGGGGCAUGGGGUGGGGGGAGGUGGGCAGAGGGAGAUGGGUGCGGGAGCGCAGAGGGGGAGUGCGGCGGACGCUGGAACGCCGCGGGGGCAGGCGAAGAGGUUUGGCGAGGGAGGCGAGGCUCCCGCCUGGAAGAAUGUAUCUGGGAAGAUGAACCAGGUGGAGAAGUUGGUGAGGCGAGGGUCAUACGACCCGCAGGGGGUGAUCAGCGGAGGGCACACAGGGGUGGGCGUGGGUGUGUCCCUCUCGCAUCUCUCCCCCGACCAGGUACAGCUGCUGGUGGCUAACCUGGGUCUGCUGGAGCAGGUGGGGUCUGACGAGGUCUCGCGCCUCUUCUCCCGCAGCGAGCGCCUCAACGGGCAGGCGAUAGUGGAGUUCGUUAAAGCCCUCUGCAAGGUGUCUCUGGAGGAGCUGCGCUCGCCCACGGAACCCAGAGUCUACUCCCUGACCAAGAUCGUCGAGAUUGCCCAUUUCAACAUGAGCCGCAUUCGCCUCGUCUGGUCGCGGAUCUGGGCCGUCCUUGCCGACUACUUUGUGACGGUGGGAUGCAUGCCGAACCUCUCAGUGGCCAUGUAUGCCAUUGACAGCCUGCGCCAGCUCGCCAUGAAGUUCCUGGAGCGCGAGGAGCUGAGCAACUACAACUUCCAGAACGAGUUCCUGAAGCCGUUUGUGGUGGUCAUGCGGCGCACCGCGAGUGUGGAGAUUAGGGAGCUGAUCAUUCGCUGCGUGUCGCAGAUGGUGUUUGCGCGCGUGGGGAAUGUCAAGUCUGGAUGGAAAAUCAUGUUCAUGGUGUUCACCACGGCAGCAACGGACGACAACAAGAACAUUGUCCUUCUCGCCUUCGAGACAAUCGAGAAGGUCGUACGAGAGUACUUCCCCUACAUCACCGAAACCGAAACCACCACCUUCACAGACUGCGUCAACUGCCUCAUCGCCUUCACCAACUCGCGCUUCAAUAAAGACGUCUCCCUUAACGCUAUAGCGUUCCUGCGCUUUUGUGCGCUGAAACUCGCCGAGGGGGACCUGGGGGCGACGGCACUGGAGAGGGAGAAAGGGCUGAGCCCCACUAAGGUGUCGCACCUGCCGGGGCAUCCUGAUGGGGAGGUGUUUACGGAUAAGGACGACCACCUUUACUUCUGGUUCCCACUCCUUGCUGGCCUGUCGGAGCUCACCUUUGAUCCCCGGCCAGACAUCCGAAAGAGUGCAUUGGAGGUUCUCUUCGACACGCUGCGCUUCCACGGCCACAUGUUCUCCGCCGCCCUCUGGGAGCGCGUCUUCGAGUCCGUCCUCUUCCCCAUCUUUGACUACGUUCGCCGCGCCUCCGAACCCCAGCACGGCGAGACUGGUGGGAUGAUGCUCGGAGCAAAGCGCGGCGGCGGCAGCAGAGGAGGAGGGGAGCGAGGAGGGAAAGCAGGGAAGGGAGAGGCGGGAGGGGUAGGAGGAGGAGGGAAAGGGGCAGAGGGGGCAGGAGCAGAUGGUGUGCCCAUCCACAAGCAUUCGCACCACAAGGGGGCGCCGCUUUCCCGCCACCCGUCCACGUCGGAAGACGAGCGGCUCCGGGCGGCGCGAAGCGGCAGUCCAGAUCCCGUAUCAGAACUUGAGAUGGAUGCCUGGCUGUAUGAGACGUGCACUUUAGCGCUUCAGCUAGUAGUGGAUCUCUUUGUGAAGUUUUACAGUAAAGUGAGUCCGCUUCUAGGGAAGAUUCUCGCGCUGCUGACGUCGUUCAUCCGCCGGCCACACCAGAGUCUAGCAGCGAUUGGCGUGGCGGCGUUUGUGCGGCUCAUGAGCAAUGCAGGGGGACUGUUUUCCGAGGAGAAGUGGGAUGAGGUUCUGAGAGCACUCAAGGAGACGACUGGAACAACCCUCCCUGACCUAGCUGGGGUGGUGAAGGCUGCAGAUUUGGAGGAUGAUGAGGAGAGGGAGAUGGAGCGGCAGCAGCAGAUUCGGGAGGCCAAGAGGUUUGAUUUUACGAGGGAGGAGGAUGAGGAGGAGAAGAAGGAGCAGCAUCAGCAGCUGGCUGCAGCGGUUGCAGAGGCAGUUGGUGCUGCUGCUGGGGGUGGUGGUGGUGCGGAUGGUGGGGGGGAUGGGGAUGGAGGAGAGGAGGGGGGAGUGGAGGUUAAGAGGCCGAUGACGCUUGCAGAAGCGGUGGCAGAUGUGCGGUGCAAGAUAGCAGUGCAGCUGCUGCUCGUGCAGGUGAGCCCUUGGAUAGCAAUACACCUGCUGCUCGUGCAGGUAAGCCCUCUGAUUAGUCAACUCAGAAGCCACCACUUUGGCAGAAGCGGUGGCGGAUGUGCGGUGCAAGAUAGCAGUGCAGCUGCUGCUCGUGCAGGUAAGCCUUCUGAUAGCAGUGCAGCUGCUGUUGGUCCAGGUAAGCCCAGUCGACUCAUCAGUCACCUCAUUGGCAGAAGCGGUGGCGGAUGUGCGGUGCAAGAUAGCAGUGCAGCUGCUGCUCGUGCAGGUAAGCCUUCUGUUUGUCAUGUGCUGGUGCAGACAAUUACUGAGAUAUCCAGCAUGCAGGGGGCAGCCGUCUCUGCUCCGCACACCCUCAUCCUCCUCGAUUCCCUUGUUCGCGGCUCUCAAAACCACGCAAUGACAGAGAUAUUCAGCAUGCAUGGCGCAGCUCUUUCCGCCCCGCACACCCUCAUCCUCCUCGACUCGCUCCACCGAGCAAUGACUGAAAUCUUUAGCAUGCACGGGGCAGCUCUUUCCGCCCCGCACACGCUCAUCCUCCUCGACUCGCUCCACCGAGCAAUGACGGAGAUAUUCAGCAUGCACGGAGCGGCCCUCUCGGCUCCGCACACCCUCAUUCUCCUCGACUCGCUCCACCGAGUCGGCACGCACGCCCACGCCAUCAACUCCAAUCGCCUGCUCCGCUCGUGCCUACAAGCCCUCCACCUGGCCACUCAGAUGCCCGACCCGCCGCUGCUGAGGCUGGAGAGUGAGGCGCUGCACGCGUACCUCAGCCUGCUGCAGCGCCUGCCCCGGGAGAAGGCUCAGCUGGCUAAGGAAGUGGAUGUUGAACUGAGGCUUGUCAUCCUCUGUGAAGAGACUCCAGGCCUGCAAGCCCUCCACCUGGCCACGCAGAUGCCCGACCCGCCGCUGCUGCGGUUAGAGAGUGAGGCGCUGCACGCGCCUUGGUCCACGCGCGCCUUGUGGCAGGGCUUGCCCAGCCUGCAAGCCCUCCACCUGGCCACUCAGAUGCCCGACCCGCCGCUGCUGCGGUUAGAGAGUGAGGCGCUGCACGCGUACCUCAGCCUGCUGCAGCGCCUGCCACGGGAGAAGGCCCAGCUGGCUAAGGAAGUAGGUGUGGAAUUGAGGCUUGUCAUCCUCUGUGAAGAGGUUCUCCGGGUACGUGCUUCCCGUUGUCUCCUUCUCUUCUUUCCUUUUCUUUGUCCGAGGUGGGUUUCCCUGUGCAUGGAAAGUAGGUAG